GGUGUCUGGACUUCAAUGUUCCACGCGACUUUUUUUUCCACUGGUGAGUACUGGGUCCUGCUUUUUGGAGGGUCCUUCAUUCUUCUCAUUCACUUCUAUUUGCCUUCCAGGUUGGAAGUCAUUCCUUUACAGUUCUUCCAAAAACAGGAACUGGUUUGGUCUCUUCCUCUGAGGGCUCUCUGCACUCCAGCAGAAAAGGAAGGCAAAAACCCAAUCCAUUUUAACAACAGGAUGUCUAAGGUUUUUGGGAUGAAUGAUUGGUUUGAGGCAACAUGCUUCCUCUGCCAUGAGUAUUUCAUAGAUCCUGUCACUUUGGACUGCGAGCACCACUUCUGCCAUUCCUGCAUUCUGCACGCCUGGAGGGAGUCCAAGACGGAGACCUUGUGCCCUCGGUGCAAGAAGCCAGCUCUUCGGGAAAACCUCAAGCCACAUGCCGACCUGGCCAAAGCCGUGAAAAUGGUCAAAUGGGUGUGUCAGGAGGGGACCGAAAUAGCCGAAGGAGGGAAAAUCUGCAAGGAACAUCGGCAGGCUGUGAAAUACUUCUGCAAGGACCAUCUUCUCUCUUUCUGCCCUGAGUGUGAGAAAACCAAGGACCACCUGGCUCACAAUGCUGUCCCUGCAUCGGAAGCUGCCAAUGACUACAAGGAUGAGAUUGCAAACCGCAUUGAUGAGCUGUUGAAAGAGGAGGAAGACAUUGAGAUGCACAAGUCACUUAUGGAAAAACAAUGGCAAGAUGUUAUGCAACAAGUGGAGACAGAGAAGCAGCUUAUGGUGCGCUGCUUCGAGAGCAUUCACCAGCGCCUAACAGAGUUAUGCAACAAUAGGAUUUCUAAAAUGGACAAUGCUGUGGAAGAGAUGCAGCUGAAGAAGAGCGAGCACAUGGCGGAGCUCUCCAGGGAACGCACCAAGACUCAGGAUUUCAUCUGGGAUUUGAGGAAGAAGCAUCAGCAGAGGACACUUGACUUCUUACAGACCAUUGGAAGCACCAUGGAGAAGUGCGAGAUGAAAAAAAUGGCAAAUCUGGUUCCUUUUCCAACAGUGGUGAAAACACCUAUCUGGGAACUCCAAGAUUUCGUUUCGCUUCUGCCAGUUGCCUUGAAGCAAUUUGAAGCUGUUCUUACAUUUGAAGACCUGGAGGGAAGAGAUCAAGAAGCGGUUUGCCCCAACCUUAUACUUGCAGGCGCACUUCAGGCUCUUCCAGAAAUCUGAUCCAUUUCCUUACCUGAUCUACUGCAAUGCAAGAAAUUUGCAACUGGCAAAUUUACUGGGAAACUAUAGUAGGGAAUGAGGGUGGGGUGGGACUUGGCAGAAAGAAAGCUGUAGUAUAAGGGGAAGGGAUAUGAGCUAUGGCCUCACAGGAAAAGCAGAUAUGUAGCUUUCACCCACAAUAGAUUUCUGAUCUUCUAUUCUCUUUGUUAUUGAACAAUAUGAGAUGUCACCGAUAGAAUAAACUUCCGAUUCACAUUCUCUGCAGAGAACCUAAGUAUUAAUCGACCUCAUUGGCCUUACUGAGUCUUACAUUUCUGUACUGUGAUUCUUGGACUGGAUUUAAAGAUUCCUCUAUCAAGAGCUAAGAGAAGGUCCUUUUUUUGACGACAUGUCCCAGUAUCUUGACCAUUGCAAUCAUAGCUUUGCUAGAUGGAGAUUUGGGAAGUUGUGACCCGAAAACAAAACUUUCCUCAGCUCUGUUUCUCCUUCUUUAAAUCCACUAGUAAUCUUGCUACCAGUAAGACUUGGGUACCAUAAUAGGCUUUAUUGUUAAAUAGCAAGGAAAUGGCAAGAUGGGUUCUAUUACAAAAUGAGGGACCUGUGUAUAUGAUUUACAGUCCAAAAAUUAGACUCUGUAGCAUGGCAUAAACUAGUAGGGUGAAUAUACCGGAUAAUGCAAUUUGUUUGACUCCUAACAGUGAGAUUCAUAGGUUGAUGUAGAUUUCAGUGUUUGUUUUAAAGAGCACCGCAGUCCAUACUCUAUGCAUGUAGGUAGUUUUUUCCUGUAGUUUUCUUCUGUAGUUAAUAAAGUUUUUUCUCCCUGA
Anolis carolinensis (green anole) is the source of this 2033-nucleotide messenger RNA. Its product is annotated as E3 ubiquitin-protein ligase TRIM7. Lineage: Eukaryota; Metazoa; Chordata; Lepidosauria; Squamata; Anolidae. Gene Ontology annotation, cellular component: cytoplasm. Bases 16 to 1209 code for a protein of 397 amino acids. The transcript is spliced from 8 exons. Gene Ontology annotation, molecular function: zinc ion binding; ubiquitin protein ligase activity. Gene Ontology annotation, biological process: protein ubiquitination. The record is from RefSeq and is a predicted model, not a curated record.